UUGUGCUCGAAAAUGUCACUGCGCGAUAAAAACUUGCAAUAAAUUUGGUAAAAAACCCCUCGUAAAAAAUGUAAAUCCCGUGCGUGGUGUCGGUGCGAUCGAACUGGUCCGAUUCGGGUGCAAAAAAUGUGGUAGAAUUGGUGAGUUGGUUGUGUUGUAGCGCGUUGUGGAGUGUCAGUGUGCUGCUUUGGUCGGCUGUCAAUUAAUCUCGUUGCCCCCACUUGACCCCAGGCGAUGGUCGUUGUAAGCGGGAUCUGGGUGAAGAAUGUGGCCGCAUACCCAACCCCCAUGGUAAAGAGCAGCAACGCCAAGAUGCUCGCCAAAGCCGUGCUCAUCUGCCGCCCCAACUCGCACCCCUUCCAGGAGCGCACCCUUCUGCUGGACCAGCCGGUCAAGGUGGGGCGCUCGGUGGCGAAGGCCAAAGCCACCUGCGCCAACGCCAUCUUCGACUGCAAGGUGCUGUCCAGGCACCAUGCGGUGCUCUGGUACGAGAACGGGAAGUUUUACCUUCAGGACACGAAGAGCAGCAACGGGACUUUCGUCAACAAUAAUCGCCUGGUGGCCGAGACGGAGCACCAUGAGGUCAGUUCGGGGGACAUUGUCCAGUUUGGGGUCGAUGUCAUUGAAAACAACAAGAAGGUGACCCAUGGGUGCAUUAUCGCAACGCUUAAACUGUACAUGCCUGAUGGGAGGGAGGCCAAAGCCAGCCCCAGCAUCGUCGAAAAUAACACUGAUGUCGUGCCUUUAGACGAGUUAUACGAACUACACCAGAUCAUCCAAGAGGCCACUCAGCGUGAACAAUGUCUCGAAACAAAACUAGCAACACUUCAAAGUGUUGUGGACGAGGCUCGAAAAUCGGCCGAAGAAAGCUGGCAAGCUUACGUCGGUGAAGAACGUCUCUUGUCGCGCAUUUCUGCCCUCGAGACGCAACUGCAACAAGCGGGGAAAAACUGGGCCGAAGAUAAAUAUCGCGAAGAAAUCGUUAAACUUCAGGAAGAAAACGCCGCUUAUCAGACAGCCGCCAAAGAAACACUCGAAAAAUUACACGCUGAAAGACUUCAAGCUUUGGCGGUUGCCACCGAACAGGAACGAUGUCGGAUCUCGGCCGAACAGGAGGUGAUUUUAGUCAAGGAACAGUUGAGUCAGACCCAGCAAGAGUUGGAGGAAGUGGCGAAGAGGUUUACGGAGGAACAGAAGAAAGCCAACGAGGAGAAAAAUCGACUGGAACACGUGCAGUAUGAUUUAGAGAAAAGGCUUCAAGCGGAACGUGAUAAAGUUGAUGUUCUUCAAGUGAGGAUGAGGCAUAAUGUGCAAUAUAAGAGUUUGUUUGAUGAGAAAUUCAUAUGUAACGAUGAUCUGAAAGCGAAAGAAGAGAUUUUGGCAGAGAACGAGUCGGAAUUAAAUAAGACGAACGGUGUGGAGAUUGAACCGCAGAAUAACCAUAUUAAUUUAACGGUCGCUCCCGUGGAGAAAAGCUCUUGUGAGGAAAAACGCGACGUGGAGAGCGACUCGGAGAGCGAAACCUCCAAUGAAACAAUGGAGGAAAAAGAGUCGGAAAAGCGCGUCACAUUCAAUCUCCCAGAGGAGGUGAACUGCAACGGGCCUGAAAGCCCGUCUGAAAACUCAAAAGACGACUUCGACAGCGACAACGUCGACUCGAAAACCUUAAAGUUCAAAUACCAAACGGCUCAGAACGAGCUGAAGAAACGAAUCGAAAUCCUCGAAUCGAUCCUUGAGUCGAACAAAUCGAAAAUGAGCGAACUGGAGAAGCUUCUCAGCGAGGAGAAGGAGCUGAAUUGUGUUCAAACAAAGGAGAACGAGGCCAUGAGGGAGGAGCUGGUGGUGUUGCAGCAGAAGUGGAAGGAGAGCUGCAACGAGAGCCAGCAGCUGCGCGAUCGCGUGAGCGGUCUGGUUAAGGAGCUGGAAGAGGCGAGCGCCAAGGACCAAAUUGUAAAUACCUCCACCAUAUCAAGUAGUUACGAACAAUUAGUUAGUCUGGAAGAGGAGCUGGUUCUGCUGAAGGAGCGCUACGCGCAGAGCAACGACGACAAGCUCAAGCUGCAGCAGGAGCUGGCCAAGGUGAGGGAACAGUACAAUAAGGUGUGCAACAGUUCGUACGACAAAAUGUAUUUCUAUAUCGCACCGCUAAUACUCAUGAUCCUUUAUCUAGUAAUAAGCGCAAUGAUUUCCUGAUUUACGGCCAUUCUUUUGAUUUUCUUCUAUUUCUUUCUCGAGGUUUUAAUCAAAAUUAUCAAUGAGACGUGAGUUUAUUUGCCAUAAUCGUGUGAUUUGCGGAUUAUAGGUUUUGUACAAUUUUUGUGUUAGCCCAAUUAGGAGAAAUGUAUUUUAUUUAAUAUAUUUGUUCAUAGUAGAUGUAUAUAACCGAUGUAUUUAAGGAGAAUAAAACUCAUUUCAAGUGCA
Tribolium castaneum (red flour beetle) is the source of this 2421-nucleotide messenger RNA. RefSeq names its product Sarcolemma associated protein (gene Slmap). Gene Ontology annotation, molecular function: protein binding. The coding region runs from base 235 to 2193 and encodes 652 amino acids. The record is from RefSeq and is a predicted model, not a curated record. NCBI's taxonomy places the organism in Eukaryota, Metazoa, Arthropoda, Insecta, Coleoptera, Tenebrionidae. The transcript has 7 exons.